AUGCAAUCAUGUGAGGGUGAUGUGAUACCUCUCGACCGUAUGCAGUCAUAUGAGGCUGAUGCGACACCUCUCGACCGUAUGCAUUCAUGUGAGGGUGAUGCGACAGCUCUCGAUCGUAUGCAAUCAUGUGAGGGUGAUGUGGCACCUCUCGACCGUAUGCAAUCAUGUGAGGGUGAUGCGUCACCUCUUGACCGUAUACAAUCAUGUGAGGGUGAUGUGGCACCUCUCAACCAUAUGCAAUCGUGUGAGCGUGAUGUGGCACCUCUCGAUCGUAUGCAAUCAUGUGAGGGAGAUGUGGCUCCUCUCGAUCGUAUGCAAUCAUGUGAGGGCGAUGUGGCACCUGUCGACCAUAUGCAACCAUGUGAGGAUGAUGUGGCACCUCUCGACCAUAUGCAAUCAUGUGAGGGUGAGGUGGCACCUCUUCGACCGUAUGCAAUCAUGUGA
Molecule: messenger RNA, 444 nt
Organism: Telopea speciosissima
Lineage: Eukaryota; Viridiplantae; Streptophyta; Magnoliopsida; Proteales; Proteaceae
Exons: 1
Coding region: 1-444 (147 amino acids)
Source: RefSeq, a predicted model, not a curated record